Messenger RNA from Ambispora leptoticha, 1329 nucleotides. NCBI's taxonomy places the organism in Eukaryota, Fungi, Glomeromycota, Glomeromycetes, Archaeosporales, Ambisporaceae. The record is from the annotation of a GenBank genome assembly.
AUGUCUGACGACGAUUUUAUGCUCGAGGACGACGAAGAAGACUACAACUUUGAAUAUGAUGACGAUGAGCAGGAAGAACCUGACGUUGAUCUUGAAAAUAAAUACUAUAAUGCUAAAGCACGGAAAGAGGAUGACCCUGACGCAGCCAUAAAAGAGUUCCAAAGUGUAGUCGAGACAGAAUCAGAAAAAGGUGACUGGGGUUUCAAAGCAUUAAAACAAAUGUGUAAACUCUCAUUUCGUGCCAACGAUUUUGCUUCGACGCUCAAGUACUACAAGGAACUUCUCACCUAUACAAAAUCAGCUGUCACACGAAAUUAUGGCGAGAAGAGUAUCAACAAUAUUUUAGAUUUUAUUUCUACCUCGCAGGAUAUGGGAUUUAUGGAGGAAUUUUAUUCGACAACAUUAAAUGCACUGGAAGAAGCUAAAAAUGAUCGUCUAUGGGUCAAGACUAAUUUGAAAUUGGCAAAACUUUGGCUUGAUCGUAAAGAAUUUACGCGUCUGAAUAAAAUAUUACGACAACUUCACCAAUCAUGUCAAAAAGACGAUGGUACGGAUGAUCAAAGAAAGGGAACACAUUUGCUGGAGAUCUUUGCACUGGAGAUUCAAAUGUAUACUGAGACCAAGAAUAAUAAGAAAUUGAAGGCACUUUAUCAACAAUGUCUACAUGUAAAAUCUGCUAUACCGCAUCCACGUAUAAUGGGUGUAAUUCGAGAAUGUGGUGGCAAGAUGCACAUGGGUGAAAAGGAAUGGGAUAAAGCUCAAACUGAUUUCUUUGAAUCAUUCAGAAACUAUGACGAGGCUGGUAGUCCGCAGCGUAUACAAGUAUUGAAAUACCUGGUGCUCGCAAAUAUGUUAACAGAAUCACAGAUCAACCCAUUUGACUCGCAAGAGACCAAACCUUACAAAAAUGAUCCACAAAUCGUCGCAAUGACAAACUUGGUGAGUGCAUAUCAACGAAGGGAGAUUCGAGAAUUUGAGAAAAUUCUUCGAGAUAAUCGAUCAACAAUUAUGGAUGACCCCUUCAUCAGAACAUACAUUGAUGAUGUUCUUAAGAAUAUUCGUACUCAGGUGCUUUUACGUCUGAUCAAACCAUACACGCGUAUUGAAAUACCAUUUAUAUCAAAGCAAUUGAACAUUCCGGCACAAGACGUAGAAGAGUUACUAGUAGGACUGGUGCUUGACAAUAAGAUAUCUGGAAGGAUUGAUCAAGUGAAUCAACGAUUGGAGCUAUAUAGACAAUCGACGGAUACUCAACGCUACACAGCGAUCGAUAAAUGGUCAACAAACGUGGGAACUUUGUAUAAAACUUGUAUCAAUAGGGUGUCUUGA